CAAUGAACUAGCAACGCCUACUUAAAACUUUGUGCGUGCUGUACAGGAGCGUUCCCAAACUAGCAGAAGAAUUUUCCAUUCAGCAGGACGUGACGCGUUGUGCAAAAGUUUUAUAAGCCAUUUCCUAAUUCCUGUACGAAUUCCAAUAUUAGUAUCAAAGGUAAUGGCGGACAGCAGUCAGGAAACUACAAACGACAACAUGGAAAUUGAAUGUGGUUCGCCCGAAGAACAGCCUUCGCAGAACGUGAUUCAGAAGGUGAUGGAACAGAUACAACAAAUGGUAGAGCAGAAUAAGUUCACCGUGCUGCAUCAAGUAAUUCAGCAAAGCAUCCAACACGUAAACCAGAAAAAGGAAAUCAUGAAGCUGCAGCAUUCCAUCAAGAAAGUGCUGGAGGAGCGGAUGCAGACCAAAAGUGAUCUAUUCCUGCAGCACAAUUUUCAGAAAAAUGUACAACAAAUCGAGGAUCUGAAGCACACCACUUCCGUGCGUGUACGCGAAAAAUUGGAAGCCAUCAAUGCACUCAUAAAAUCGAACGAAGCGCUUCGCGCACAGCUUAAAGAAGACGAUGCUAUGGCCCGAUCAGAAAUGGAGGAGAUAAAGAAACAGUUGGACGCAAUAACUGAAAAAGCCAAUUUCCUGGAUCAGGCGCUUAAGAGAGGGGAACAACGUUUGAAAGAUUUGUGCCAACAGGUCCAUAAUGUUUCGGUAGAGAAAGACAAACUGCAACAAGAAUGUAACGCAAAAGCAUGUGAAAUGGGUGCUGCACUAUCGAGACAGGCAGAAGUUACGCAGAAAAUCAAGAACGAAAUUACGCAAAACCAGGCGAAAAUCCAACAGCGCGUCGAAGAACUGCAGCGUGAACAGCAAAAGUUGCGCGACCAGUCGAAUGCUUUCGAUCAGCUCCAAGCCGAGAAAGAAACGCUUCAAAACAACUUCCUGCAGACGAAGCAAACGGCCGAAGCUGAACUGGCAAAGAAAAAAGAACACUACGCCAAACAAAUCGAAUUUUCAGAAAAAUCAUUGGAUGAUUUGAAAAUGGAAAAAGAAAAGCUGAUUGAAGACAUGACAAACAGCGUCCAGAAUCUUAACGCAGAAGGCAAAGCAACUGACGAACGCAUCAAGCAGCUGAGCGACAAGCGAUCCAAGUUGGCGGACGAUUUGCAGAGCUCCAAAGAACGCAACAACAAGCUCAAGCAGGAACUUGAUAACCUGAAACGGAACAAACAGCAGGACAUGGAACUCGCACGACUGAAGGAAUCGGUCAAAUCGGUUAAGAUUGAAGCGAAAGAGGCUGCUGCAGCUUCUAACAAGCCGAAUAAGCUUUUGAAUUGCAGACCGAAGAGGAACGUUUUCAUCAAAGCAAUGGAAAACCAUGGCGAGAAAGGUGCCUCGUCGAAGAAUCCACCGAUAUGUGUCAUUAGCGAUAGCGAUCAAUCUGAUGCUUUCGAAACUUCGGCAUACUUUGACGGUAAAUACUAGCUCGUAUAAUGCUCACUUUUCACUUUCUUGCUCAUUACUCUUCAUUUCAAAAUAAUCUACAUUCAUUAUAAUGUGCCAUGCGCUUACAUACACAGAUAUGUGUACCUAAUGGCACUAUUAGUUCAUAGCGCGUAUCAUUGGCAAACUACUUGGGUAAUAAUAGAUAUACUGUAUUCGUCGAUAUAAAGAACUCACGGUGUUUGUAA
This is a messenger RNA of Anopheles stephensi (Asian malaria mosquito), 1686 nucleotides long. Its product is annotated as titin homolog. The transcript is spliced from 4 exons. Lineage: Eukaryota; Metazoa; Arthropoda; Insecta; Diptera; Culicidae. Bases 164 to 1480 code for a protein of 438 amino acids. The record is from RefSeq and is a predicted model, not a curated record.